Molecule: messenger RNA, 792 nt
Organism: Hibiscus syriacus
Lineage: Eukaryota; Viridiplantae; Streptophyta; Magnoliopsida; Malvales; Malvaceae
Product: transcription factor MYB1-like
Exons: 3
Coding region: 26-706 (226 amino acids)
Source: RefSeq, a predicted model, not a curated record
UUAGAAAGAGGGGGAGAGAGUUGGUAUGGGAGGGGUUGCUUGGAGCGAAGAAGAAGAUAAUUUGCUCAAGAGAUGCGUGGAGCGAUAUGGUGAAGGCAAGUGGCACCGCAUAGCUGUUUUGGCCGGGCUAAACAGGUGCCGGAAGAGCUGCAGAUUGAGAUGGUUGAACUACCUACGCCCAAACAUCAAAAGAGGGAGUUUUGCAGAAGAUGAAGUCAAUCUCAUCAUUAAGCUCCACAAUCUCCUCGGUAACAGGUGGUCGUUAAUUGCUGGGAGACUCCCAGGACGAACAGCAAAUGACGUGAAAAAUUAUUGGAAUUGCCAUCUCAGUAAAAAGCUCGUCAAUGCUCGACAGACUGAACAUCAAGCCUCCACAAACAUGGAAAAAUUCGUAAGACCCUAUCUUCCAAAUAUUGCAGCAACAAACGGCUCAACGAAACCUAGAAAGCCUGAUCAUGUAUCCCCGAACAACCAGUCAAAAACCGAAGAAAAAACCAUCGUGUGGACGCCGCUUCAUGACAUUGAUGUCGAUCGAUGCUGCCAGGAGCUUGUUAACGGAGAAGACAGCCACCCAGGAGUGGAGGAUCUUGCCGGUGGUUUCACAGCGGCUGCCACGGAUCAUCAGUUUGGCCAGUUGGAUGAAGGCGGCAGCAGCAGCAAAUGGGAUUGGGAUGAUUCCAUCUUUGACAUAGAUUUAUGGACGUGAGAAUGUGAUUUUUCUCCUAUGGGAGAAAUAAUAAAGUUUUAUGCUCUUAUAGGUUGAAUGGAAUUGGCUGUUAUUUGGUUUGGAAA